CCGAAACCAAAGGCUCUUUUAAGAGCCACCCACAUCUCCCAGAUAAGAGCUGAUCCAGAAUCGCGCGAUUCCAGAUCCUGGUCGGUUUAGAUGUCAGUACGAACUAGUUCUAGAAAACCCGGGAUCCCCGGUGCCUCGUUGACAUUCGGCGACACCGUCCCUUCCCUAGUAUCUGAAAUAAAAUACAGUAUCGGAUGUUCGGACGGAGACUCAAUCGGACACGGAUGUGUUCCGCUUCAGUCUCCGUCCAAAGGCCGUUUCUUUCUCAUAGAUGCCGGGAGAUGGUAACACUGCGGAGAAACCCUCUCUCACAGCGCUAAUCCCAAAUUGGGAGUUCCCCAAUUCAUGGUUAAUAUGACUAAAACUGCUGAACUAUCGGUGAGGAGAGAUUUAGAGAGAGGGAUCCGGCUCUGGGAAUGGACUGGAGAGGGAUGAACCCGGUAACAAGCAAUGACUGUCUUCGUAUUAUUUGUACUUUAAAACAUUUUAAUAUACAUAUAUACUGAGUGUAAUAGAUUAUUUAUUUCCCCCCCAAAAAAAACAUUUAAUAUAUACAGUAAAUAAAAUUGAUCUCAAUCCUCUCCCUAUCCUCCCAUUUCCGGCAGAACUGAAUUCACUCGCCUCAAGAAGCUAUUCACUAAAUAUGCAACCAUUCAGAUUUAAAUAAUUGAGAGAAGUAAAAACGAUUAUUUAAGUGAAGGUGAAAUUUGACAAUUCAUGAUUCUAUUACUGUAACUAGGCAACUAGCCCUGAUAGCUCUAGAAAUUGGCGGGCGAUUUGAAAUUGACCGGACAUCCAAUCCCUGCAGUCGGAUUGGCUGGAUUCUGACCCUCAGUCACUAGUUUCCAUAUUUGGUCACAGAUACUAUUCCUCAACCCCCACGCCGGACAGCUUCAAACUGAUUAAAGAAAGACAGCCAAUCGCACUGCUGAGACCCUAUGAUGGACAUCUCCAUUCCAACCAAUCAGAAGGGGAGCGGGGCGGCCCUUCAUCAACUCUUUAAAAGCCAGACCCAGCGUCUGCUCUGACACUUCAAUCCUGAUAUUUCAGGCUGUAAUCGCACUGCUGAAGGAGAAUGGCUCGGACCAAGCAAACAGCGCGUAAAUCGACCGGUGGCAAAGCUCCCCGCAAACAACUGGCGACCAAAGCGGCGCGCAAGAGCGCUCCGGCAACAGGCGGAGUGAAGAAGCCCCAUCGCUACCGGCCCGGCACCGUGGCUCUGAGGGAGAUCCGGCGCUACCAGAAAUCCACCGAGUUGCUCAUCCGCAAACUGCCCUUCCAGCGCCUGGUGCGCGAAAUCGCUCAGGACUUCAAAACCGAUCUGCGCUUCCAGAGCUCGGCCGUCAUGGCCCUGCAGGAGGCCAGCGAAGCUUACCUGGUGGGGCUCUUUGAGGACACCAACCUGUGCGCCAUCCACGCCAAGCGAGUCACCAUCAUGCCCAAAGACAUCCAGCUGGCCCGGCGUAUCCGCGGCGAGCAGUUCGAGAGAGUUUGUGCACAGUUUCCGACCAUGACCGAGACCGCAGAAGUGGCUCCACCAGCGGCACCCGCCACCACACCCAAGGCUGCCAAGAAGAAGAAGGCCGCUGUCCGGACAAAGUCAGCCGGUCCCAAACUGGGCGAUCAGAUCGACAAGAUUGUGGCCGAUUGCCGCAGUCAGCGAGGGGUGUCCGUAGCCGCGAUAAAGAAGAGUUUGGCCAGCAGCGGCGUCGAUGUACAAAAGCUGAAAGGUCAGAUCAGGCUGACCAUUAAAAGGAAAUUGGAUAAAGGCACCCUGGUUCACACUAAGGGCGCAGGUGCCUCCGGCUCCUUGAGAGCCGCUAAAAAAGAACAUACCGGGAAAGUCGUGAAAAAAGCGAAGAAACCAGCGGCCAAGAAAUCCGUGGCCAAGAAAACAGGUGCCAAGAAAUCUCCCGCCAAGACCAAAGGGGCUAAGAAAACUGUGGUUAAAAAAGCGGCAGCUAAGAAAACAGCGACCAAGAAGACCGCGCAGAAGCCCAAGAGUCCGAAGAAAGUCGCAGCCCCCAAGGUGGCCAAGAAGUCGGCAAAACCCAAGCCGAAGGCAAAAUCUGUGAAAACCAAGAAGACAGCGGCCAAAAAGAGAAUGGCUCGGACCAAGCAAACAGCGCGUAAAUCGACCGGUGGCAAAGCUCCCCGCAAACAACUGGCGACCAAAGCGGCGCGCAAGAGUGCUCCGGCAACAGGCGGAGUGAAGAAGCCCCAUCGCUACCGGCCCGGCACCGUGGCUCUGAGGGAGAUCCGGCGCUACCAGAAAUCCACCGAGUUGCUCAUCCGCAAACUGCCCUUCCAGCGCCUGGUGCGCGAAAUCGCUCAGGACUUCAAAACCGAUCUGCGCUUCCAGAGCUCGGCCGUCAUGGCCCUGCAGGAGGCCAGCGAAGCUUACCUGGUGGGGCUCUUUGAGGACACCAACCUGUGCGCCAUCCACGCCAAGCGAGUCACCAUCAUGCCCAAAGACAUCCAGCUGGCCCGGCGUAUCCGCGGCGAGCGCGCCUAAACCCGACCUCGGCACCAAGCACAACAAAAGGCUCUUUUCAGAGCCACUAAUCCGGCAGAGAAAAGGGCUCUCAGUACUUGUGUUAGGGGCACGCUAUUCCCCCUGUAGGUGUUCAAUAAGACUUCCCCGUUAAUCACACAAACUCCAAACGCAGCCUGAAAGCGGAGAAUCAGUAGUUCUGUGCCGUUUACAGUUCGCAAUUGUGGGUAUGUUUUCCCAGGUAUUUGCGGUUCCUGUUUAGGAGAUGGGCUAUAAUAAAUGCAGUUCUUCAUUUUGUAACCAGUCCCAUUUCUGGUCGAGUCCGCGAUGGGUUCACGGGGACACAAUAGUCUGCUGACGCUGGUAUUCAGUUGCUUUCACAGCAAACCCUUUCUACAUAGACCGACCGCGACUAUAAACUGAAUCGGCUUUUCGAAGCUCAAUAACCAGAAACAUUCAAGCUGGUGAGUUAAAUAACACGUGGGGUGUUACUCUAAAGUAAAUCAUCGUAUUAAUGAUUCAAAGCAUUUUGCAGAUUACAGAUCAGUAAAUAUCUUUCGGCGGGAUCUUAAAGUGUCCGGUUGUCCGAGAAACCGAUAUUUCCUUUCGACGCCUUUCUUUCUGCUUCCUUCAUUGGUUUGCUGCGUUCAUCAAAAGUGAACGGGAAUUCACCUCCAUGUCACAACCGGGCGAUUCGUGACUCGGCACUGCUCAGUCUGUGUUCGGAACGGUUUCAAUCCCGUGGCAUAAUUGUCAAUAAUUACCUGACAACCUCAUCCACUCACGAGGAAUUCUGCAGAUGCUGGAAAUUCAAGCAACACACAUCAAAGUUGCUGGUGAACAUAGAAACAUAGAAAAUAGGUGCAGGAGUAGGCCAUUCGGCCCUUCGAGCCUGCACCGCCAUUUAUUAUGAUCAUGGCUGAUCAUCCAACUCAGAACCCAGCCUUCCCUCCAUACCCCCUGACCCCUGUAGCCACAAGGGCCAUAUCUAACUUCCUUUUAAACAUAGCUAAUGAACUGGCCUCAACAGUUUGCUGUGGCAGAGAAUUCAACAGAUUCACCACUCUCUGUGUGAAGAAGUUUUUCCUAACCUCGGUCCUAAAAGGCUUCCCCUCUAUCCUCAAACUGUGACCCCUCGUUCUAGACCUCCCCAACAUCGGGAACAAUCUUCCCGCAUCUAGCCUGUCCAAUCCCUUUAGGAUCUUAUACGUUUCAAUCAGAUCCCCCCUCAAUCUUCUAAAUUCCAACGAGUACAAGCCCAGUUCAUCCAGUCUUUCUUCAUAUGAAAGACCUGCCAUCCCAGGAAUCAAUCUGGUGAACCUUCUUUGUACUCCCUCUAUGGCAAAGAUGUCUUUCCUCAGAUUAGGGGACCAAAACUGCACACAAUACUCCAGGUAUUGCAGCAGCAGCAGCAGGCCAGGCAGCAUCUCUAGGAAGAGGUACAGUCGACGUUUCAGGCCGAGACCCUUCAUCACGACUAACUAGUAACUAGAUGCUGCCUGGCCUGCUGCGUUCACCAGCAACUUUGAUGUGUGUUACCUAAUCCACUCGUUUCUUUGAACUUUAAUCACACAAUAAAGAGUAAACAUUCAAAGAAAAAUGCAGGGGGAUGGGGUGGAGACAGAAUCAGAGAAUGGCCUUUCAUUUUCCAUCUCCAUAACCAGUGCUCCUGAUAAACUUGAAAACGCACACGUCCCAUAUUGAAGGUCGGCCAGCAACAUUACCACCCUGGAUAACUGCUCAAUUCUCCGAAAACUAACUGAUGAAAAAAGAACAAAUGUGAAGACUAGAACAGGGAAACCUGAGUAAAACGCGCCAGGCAGUGUCAGUGAACAGAGAAACAGAGUUAACGUUUCAGUCCGAAUUCCCUUCAUCAGAUAACACUCUGUUCACAUUCCUAAUUAUAUCUGUACUUGAGAAUAAAUCCUUGUUAAAGUUGUACCAGGGCCCCAAGUUCCCUCUUCACCUGCAGCUUUUAGGCCACACGCUUUAUUGCAUAUUUUUCCUGCCAAAAUGUACAACUUCACUCUCCCCGUCAUAAGAUAUAGGAGUAGAAUUAUGCCAUUUGGCCCUUAAAGCCUGCUUCAUUUAAUCAAAUCUGAUCCAUUUUCCUCACAGCCCCAUCUCCUACCUUCUCCCUGUAUCCCUUGAUGCUUUGAACAAACAAUAAUCUAUCAAUCUCUGUCUU
Messenger RNA from Mobula hypostoma (lesser devil ray), 4682 nucleotides. RefSeq lists its product as uncharacterized. Bases 1076 to 2515 code for a protein of 479 amino acids. Gene Ontology annotation, biological process: nucleosome assembly. Gene Ontology annotation, cellular component: nucleosome. The record is from RefSeq and is a predicted model, not a curated record. The transcript has 3 exons. Gene Ontology annotation, molecular function: structural constituent of chromatin; DNA binding; protein heterodimerization activity. NCBI's taxonomy places the organism in Eukaryota, Metazoa, Chordata, Chondrichthyes, Myliobatiformes, Myliobatidae.